AGAAAGAAAAGAAGAAAAAAAGGAGAGAGAGGGAAAAGAAAAGAGAGAAAAAGAAAGAGAUAAAGAGAAAAAAAGAAGAAGAAAAAGAGAAUGAAAAAGAAAGAAAAAGUGAGAAAGAAAAAGAGAAAAGAAGAGAGGGAAAGAGAAAGAAAAAAAAAGAAAAAGAGAAAGAGAGAAAGAGAAAGAGAGAUUGA
Messenger RNA from Racocetra persica, 194 nucleotides. NCBI's taxonomy places the organism in Eukaryota, Fungi, Glomeromycota, Glomeromycetes, Diversisporales, Gigasporaceae. The record is from the annotation of a GenBank genome assembly.